GCUGGGCUCCAGGAGGCCCAGUACUGCGCGCGCAGCCCCAGGCAUGGACGCCGCGUGGGAACUCGGGCCCGCGGCUGGCGGGUCGCUGGUGGUGUGCGCCGCGCUGCUGGCGGCCGGCUGCGCGCUGGGCCUGCGUCUGGGCCGCGGGCGGGGGGCGGCAGACCGCUGGGUGCUCGCCUGGCUCUGCUACGACGCGCUGGUGCAUUUGGUGUUGGAAGGCCCUUUUGUCUACUUGUCUUUAGUAGGAAACAUUGCAGAUUCUGAUGGCUCGAUUGCUUCUUUAUGGAAAGAAUAUGGCAAAGCUGACGCAAGGUGGCUUUAUUCUGAUCCAACCGUUGUGUCUCUGGAAAUUCUGACUGUCGUCCUGGAUGGAUCUCUGGCCUUGUUCCUCAUUUAUGCCAUAGUCAAAGAAAAACAUUAUCGGCACUUCCUGCAGAUUUCCCUCUGUGUAUGUGAGCUGUAUGGCGACUGGAUGACCUUCUUCCCAGAAUGGCUCAUCGGAAACCCCAAUCUCAACACCGGCAAUUGGCUCUACUGUUGGGUCUACCUGGUAUUUUUUAAUGGAAUGUGGGUUCUGAUCCCAGGACUGUUACUGUGGCAGUCAUGGGUAGAACUCAGGAAAAUACAUCAGAAAGGAACCAGUUCAAGGAAAAAGUUCCGGUGAAUUUUCAAAAUCAUAAACACUGUUAUCUUGCUUUAUGAGUGAGAAUUAUCAAACUUUUUUUGUGGCCAAAUAUAACACAUUCCAAUCUGUA
Molecule: messenger RNA, 755 nt
Organism: Nycticebus coucang (slow loris)
Lineage: Eukaryota; Metazoa; Chordata; Mammalia; Primates; Lorisidae
Gene: EBPL
Product: EBP like
Exons: 4
Coding region: 44-664 (206 amino acids)
Biological process (GO): sterol metabolic process
Cellular component (GO): endoplasmic reticulum; membrane
Molecular function (GO): cholestenol delta-isomerase activity
Source: RefSeq, a predicted model, not a curated record